This is a messenger RNA of Mya arenaria, 1305 nucleotides long. RefSeq names its product cadherin-23-like. The transcript has 9 exons. The coding region runs from base 1 to 1305 and encodes 434 amino acids. Gene Ontology annotation, cellular component: membrane. Gene Ontology annotation, biological process: homophilic cell-cell adhesion. Gene Ontology annotation, molecular function: calcium ion binding. NCBI's taxonomy places the organism in Eukaryota, Metazoa, Mollusca, Bivalvia, Myida, Myidae. The record is from RefSeq and is a predicted model, not a curated record.
AUGAUGAACGAGCCUAACUACGUCAUCGAUUGUUGCGGCGUCGUAGACAAGUGGGAGGCGUAUUUUGACAACGUUAACACCGCCCGAACCGUCUACUUCCAAGUAUGGCGGCCAACAAGCGGAGACAGCUUCCAGCUCGUCGGACAGAACGACAUCAGCGUCUCGUCAGACGGAGAGCAAGCUUUUGCAAUUCCACAAGCGCAGAGAAUCACGGUCAAAUCUAACGAUCGUUGGGGCUGGUGGAGUGACGGAUCUGACGUGAUAACGUAUAAGCGAGGUGGAGCAGAAGAAGACAAUAAUUACUUGAUGGCGAUAUCCUCCGCGACGUCAGUGGAUGACGUCGUAGAUUGGUCAGCUAAAACAGUUGAGGAUGAUCGUUCCUACGCCGUUAGAAUGGACGUUGAACCUAACAACGACCCAUUCUUUACCGGCACUAUGUCCGCGACUGUGUCCAAUGCAGUGGCUAUAGGGACGACCUUGGAAACCAUUUCGGUGUCAGACAAUGACGUUGAUGACGUCAGCACGCUCACCGUUUCCAUGGUAUCAAACUCCAAAUACAACUUCGAUACAUCCACAAAGGUUUUGACGACGGUCGCUAGUUUAACGACGUUAGGCGGAUCUGAAAGCAAGCUGACUUUCAAAGUGGCGGACCAGUGCUCCAACACUGUCACGGUGACCUUCACCGUCACCAUCACCAACGACCCCCCAGAAAUACACAACCUACCGAGCUCCGUCUCUAUAAGCGAGGAUGUGACGUCAGAGACACUAUUGUUCGUCAUAAACGCGACUGACACAGGCGGUGACGUCACUUGUGAUUUUGCAGCCAGCGUCCCUGCGUCAUAUCCGUUCAUUAUUAAGCAGGAGCCUGCGUCAUCAGAUUAUGCCAUAUACAGUGAGAUCAACCCCGGAUUUAGCUACAACACGAAAAGCAGUUACACCCUGGGUAUCGACUGUUCGGAUGGACUUAUUUCGGACACCGGGGAGUUCUACGUAUACUUGACUCAAAAUACGCCACCCGUCUUCCUUAACUUACAAAACUCGACGUCCAUUUCGACGUCCGACCAGAUAGGGACGACGGCGUUCCACGUGCUCGUGUAUGACGCCGAGGGUGAUGACCUCACGUUCACCAUGACGUGCACGUGCGCCAACUUCCCAUUCCAGAUAUUCAAUUCGGGUGAGAUCAAACUAAACGCCGACCUGACGGACCACGCAGUUGUUGGGUAUGACUUGGAAAUUCACGUGGCCGACAGCAGGAACACGGUGGGACCCAGCCUGCUAACUAUAACAAUUGCAGGUAUGUUUUAA